This is a messenger RNA of Trametes versicolor FP-101664 SS1, 454 nucleotides long. Its product is annotated as Tautomerase/MIF. Lineage: Eukaryota; Fungi; Basidiomycota; Agaricomycetes; Polyporales; Polyporaceae. The transcript is spliced from 5 exons. The record is from RefSeq and is a predicted model, not a curated record. Gene Ontology annotation, molecular function: phenylpyruvate tautomerase activity. The coding region runs from base 1 to 360 and encodes 119 amino acids.
AUGCCGUCUCUCGAGCUCAAGACUAACGUUGUUAUCGCCGACCCCAAGGCCUUCUCGCUCGAAUUCUCCAAGUUCGCGGCGAAGACCUUGGACAAACCGGAGAGCUACAUCUCCGUAUCCUACCAGUACCAUGAGCACCUCACAUUCGCCGGAUCGUUCGACCCUGCCUUCCUGUUGUACAUCACGAGUCUGAACAAUAUCAACCCCGAGCUCAACCAGCAGUACUCGAAGGCCUUCGCCACCUACUUCAAGGAGAAGCUUGGUGUCGAGGACACCCGCGGGUACAUCACCUUCUCCGACCCCGGCCUCGACUAUCUGGGGUACAAUUCGACCACGUUCGGCACAAUCUUCCGCAAGUAAACAUCUAAGACGUCGCAGCAGGGCCAAAUGUAUUACCAGAAGUAAAUGUAACAAUUGUCAAUUGAUUGGCAGGCCCGUUCGGAAUUCGAACGCC